This is a messenger RNA of Dovyalis caffra, 678 nucleotides long. NCBI's taxonomy places the organism in Eukaryota, Viridiplantae, Streptophyta, Magnoliopsida, Malpighiales, Salicaceae. The record is from the annotation of a GenBank genome assembly.
AUGUACGUGGACUUCAUUGUUUUCAUUUUAUGUGCAGCAUCUAAGGUGGAUCCCAUGCACCUUGAGUAUUUCACAUUCGCUGGUCGAGUGAUUGCGUUAGCUUUGAUGCACAAAGUGCAAGUUGGCAUUGUAUUUGAUCGUGCGUUUUUCUUGCAAUUGGCCGGGAUGCAUAUUUCUUUGGAAGACAUACGAGAUGCAGAUCCAGGCUUGUAUAGCAGUUGCACUCAGAUUCUGCAGAUGGACCCUGAGUUCAUUGAUUCAGAUGGUUUGGGACUGACAUUUGUUAGAGAGGUUGAGGAGCUAGGAUCCAGGAAAGUUGUGGAACUUUGCCAUGGUGGGAAAGGCAUUGUUGUAAACAGCAAGAAUCGGGAUGAAUAUGUCAAUCGUCUCAUUCAACAUCGCUUUGUCACAUCUAUCUCUGACCCUGUAUCUCGAUUUGCGCGUGGAUUUGCUGAUAUUCUUUCAACCUCUGGGCAACAGAAGCUCUUCUUUCGGAGCUUGGAGCUCGAAGAUCUUGAUUGGAUGCUAUAUGGAAGUGAAAGUUCUAUCUGUGUGGAAGAUUGGAAGGCACACACUGAGUACAAUAGUUACAACGAAACUGAUCCUCAGAUAUCCUGGUUCUGGCAGGUAUUUUUUGUGUUCUUUUCUUAUCUCAAGUUUAAAUUUUCUUUCUUUUAA